AUGCGCCUCGUCAACACCAAAAGCAUCCAACUCGAGUUCCUCGCCGACGACAAUGUGCCCGACUACGCCAUCCUAUCCCACACCUGGGAGCAGGAAGAGGUCCUCUUCCAAGACAUGGGAAGCGAUAGCGCCAAGUUGAAAAAGGGCUACGCUAAGCUCGAGAGCUGCUGUCGCGUGGCGCGAGAGAAUGGGUUUGAGUAUAUCUGGGACGAUACCUGCUGCAUCGACAAGACGAGCAGUGCAGAACUGAGUGAAGCUAUCAACUCGAUGUAUCGGUACUAUCAAGAGGCUAGCAUUUGUUAUGGAUACCUCGCGGAUAUUUCUACCGUUUCCGAAAUCCCGAAUAGUAGAUGGUUUACCAGAGGUUGGAUGCUACAGGAGCUCAUUGCGCCAAGAUCAAUGAUCUUCUUCGACAAACAUUGGCGUGAGUUGGGCACCAAGAGCAGCUUGGUGCAGGUACUAUCGCAGAGAACAAGCAUACCUGAAUCUAUUCUCUGUGACAGCGAAGAGCUAGAGACGACUAGCAUCGCGCAGAGAAUGUCGUGGGCUGCUGAUAGAGUCACAACAAGAAAGGAAGACAGGGCAUAUUCCCUCAUGGGUAUCUUUGGCAUUAACAUGCCCCUCCUCUACGGAGAAGGUGACAAGGCCUUCUAUCGUCUUCAAGAAGAGAUCAUGCGCGUAUCAGACGACCACAGCCUCUUCGCCUGGAAAGCCACCACUUCUCGCGGCGGUUUACUUGCCCCGACACCAGCUGCGUUCAAGCACUCGGGUGACAUCAUCCCUACAGUCGUUGAGCGCAAUACCCUGUCAUCACUUGCAGAAGCCGCGUCAGCAGGCGAUGCUGGGUCAGUCUGGUACCUCCUAGCUCAAGAUCCAUCCGGGACGAUGCACGAUGAGGCCCGGUCCACGAUAUGUCUUGCAGCUCGUGGUGGCCAUGAGCGCCUCGUCAGCCAGCUUUUGGCAAGAAGAGACACAGCACAUCUUAUCAUAGACGACCAAGCCCGAACUGCACUGUCCCACGCUGCAGAGUGCGGCCAGGAAGCUAUUGUUAGAUUCAUCCUGUCCAGCGCUACAAUCCAUCCUGAUACAAGGGAUGUACAUGGAUUAAGUGCGUUGUGGUACGCGGUGUAUCACAAACAAUCUGCUUGUGCAAAACUGCUUCUCCAGAAAGGUUUGGUAUCUGGCCAUGUCGGCGGCGACGGCAACACCCAAACCGCACUUUGGCACGCUGUCUCAUACGGCGAUCUCGACCUCGUGAAACUCCUCCUGCAGAACAAAGCACUCCAAUCUACUGGCGGCGAACCAGCCCUCUGCGCAGCAGUCUCAAACCAACACUUCGCCAUAACCGACCUCCUUCUCCAGCACGGCGCCGACCCCGACGAACGAGAUUCCAAGCGCCGAUCCCCACUGCAGAUCGCCUGCAGACAGGACAACCACGAGAUAGUAGCCCUGCUGAUGAGACACGGCGUCAACGCUGACGUGCUGGACACUGCGGGUAAGACAGAACUGGCGUUUGCGACGUUGAUUGGUAAUAAGACGCUGGUCAAAGUUUUGUUGGAGAAUGGGGCGAAUCCGAGGGCCAAGUGUGCGAAUGGCAAGACGGCGGCGGCUUAUGCGACGGGGCAGGAGAUGAAGAGCUUGAUUGGGAAUCAGAGGUGGUAUAAGACUUUGCUUGAUAGGACGAGUACGAAUCGGUCGGCGAUGUCGUGA
Messenger RNA from Fusarium musae, 1710 nucleotides. RefSeq lists its product as uncharacterized. Bases 1 to 1710 code for a protein of 569 amino acids. The record is from RefSeq and is a predicted model, not a curated record. The transcript has 2 exons. Gene Ontology annotation, molecular function: protein binding. NCBI's taxonomy places the organism in Eukaryota, Fungi, Ascomycota, Sordariomycetes, Hypocreales, Nectriaceae.